Centruroides sculpturatus (bark scorpion) is the source of this 1021-nucleotide messenger RNA. RefSeq names its product matrix metalloproteinase-2-like. The transcript has 4 exons. The record is from RefSeq and is a predicted model, not a curated record. The coding region runs from base 1 to 669 and encodes 222 amino acids. Lineage: Eukaryota; Metazoa; Arthropoda; Arachnida; Scorpiones; Buthidae.
AUGCUACCUCAUUAUUUUUGGCGAAUGGGUGAAAAAGGUCUACAUAAAGAUUAUCCUGUUGCCAUAGAUCGUUUUUGGUAUAAUUUGCCUCCAGAGCUACAACAUGUUGAUGCAGUUUAUGAAAGAUCUAUUGAUACCAAAAUAAUGUUUUUCUCAGGUAACAAAUAUUGGUUGUUUAAUGCUAACACUCCAGAAGAAGGAUAUCCAAGACCUGUUACAGAUUUGGGGCUUCCACCUGAUUUAAAAAAAAUAGAUGCAGCUAUGGUUUGGGGUCAUAAUGGUAAAACCUAUUUUUUUAGUGGAAAGAAAUAUUGGAGAUAUGAAGAAUUUGAAGGACGUGUAGAUUCAGACUAUCCUAGAGAUAUGGCUGUUUGGGCAGGAAUACCUUACAAUAUUGAUGCUGCUUUCCAAUGGACAGAUGGAAAGACAUAUUUUUUUAAAGGAAAAUAUUUUUGGAAAUUUAACGAUCUAAAAAUGCACGUUGAAGAUAUUAAACCAACCGAAAUAAGUAAUUUUUGGUUUGGUUGUCCAAGCUCAAAUGAAAAGUUACCAGAUUAUGAUUUGAUAUAUGGUGGAAGAGCAAUCGCAUCAAUGCUCAGAGAAUCCAAAUGGUGCAUAAUUUUAUUUCUACUAAUAAAAGUUUUCAGUGAUGCAUUAAAUAAUCUAUGAUGUAUCAUUUAGAUGAAUAUAAUAAUUAUUUUAAAAUUAAUUGAAGACAGUGCCUCUGGCUAGCAAAAUUAUUUGUGUUUGUACGAACAAGUCAGCAAGGACGAAGAUGAGAUUGUUGUUGUGCCAUUAUAAAGUACUAAAAUCAACUGUGAUCACACCAUAUUAUAGCAAAGAUCUAUAAUAUAAAUUCGUAGAUUUCUCAUUUUCUGGAUUAUUAAGUGCUAUGUACUUUAAAUGGUGCUAUCAUUGAAAUGUUGAAUUUUUUUUACCUUAAUUUAAUAACAACAAAUAGUUUUUUAAUGUGCCGAAUGAGAAAAAAAUUAUAUAACUUUUGAUUUUAAGAAGACAAAUA